ACAGGCACGCGGCCACUCCUCCGUCCCGCUAGUCCCGCCCACCUGCGCGCCUACUUUGCUGUAGCCUGGUCUUUCCGGCUGCUUCGGAAGCUGCCGGGAGGCGCGGAUUUGAGCUGACUACCCACGUGGAGUGCGCACGCGCCUCUCUUCGCUGGGGGAAGCCCUGAGGGAGUGCACGCGCACCCUACUGCUAUCGCCUGGCCCACACUCCACCAGUCCCAGGGAAAGUGCCCGCGCCCUCCCGCCCGAGGGGUUCUCCGAUAGCUGCAGACAACAUGGCCUCCCGCCAGCUCGCCUUGUUGAGUGUCUCUGACAAGACAGGACUGUUGGACUUUGCCAGAAAUCUGAAAUCGGUUGGUUUGAUGCUGGUUGCUUCUGGAGGGACAGCAAAAGCUCUGAGAGAUGCUGGUCUGGAUGUCAGGGAUGUUUCUGAACUGACAGGAUUCCCAGAAAUGUUAGGAGGACGUGUGAAAACACUGCAUCCUGCAGUUCAUGCUGGUAUCUUGGCUCGUAAUUCUCUGGAAGAUCAAGCUGACAUGGCCACACUUGACUUCAGUCUUAUAAGAGUUGUUGUUUGUAAUCUAUAUCCCUUUGUGAAGACUGUGGCUUCUCCAAAUGUAACUGUUGAUGAAGCUGUUGAACAAAUUGAUAUUGGUGGAGUAACCUUACUUAGAGCUGCUGCAAAAAACCAUGCUCGAGUGACAGUAGUAUGUGAACCAGGAGAUUAUGAAGUGGUAUCAACUGAGAUGCUAAACUCUGAAGCUAAAGAUACUACUAUGGAGACUAGACGGCAGCUAGCAUUAAAGGCCUUUACUCAUACUGCUGAGUAUGAUCAAGCAAUAUCAGAUUAUUUCAGGAAGGAAUAUAGUAAAGGAAUAUCUCAGAUUCCUUUAAGAUACGGAAUGAACCCUCACCAGACCCCUGCACAGUUAUAUACAGUGAAGCCCAGACUUCCUCUUACAGUUCUGAAUGGAUCCCCUGGGUUUAUAAACCUAUGUGAUGCCUUGAAUGCCUGGCAGCUAGUGAGAGAACUCAGAGAAGCUCUAGGCAUUCCAGCAGCUACCUCCUUCAAGCAUGUCAGUCCAGCAGGUGCUGCUGUUGGAAUACCACUUAGUGAGGAAGAGGCUAAAGUUUGCAUGGUUCAUGAUCUCUACAAGAGCCUUACUCCAUUGUCAACUGCAUAUGCAAGAGCAAGAGGAGCUGAUAGAAUGUCAUCAUUUGGUGACUUUAUUGCUAUAUCUGAUGCUUGUGAUGUCACUACUGCUAAAAUCAUCUCCAGAGAGGUAUCUGAUGGUAUUAUUGCACCUGGAUAUGAAGAGGAAGCCUUGAAGAUCCUCUCCAAAAAGAAAAAUGGGAAUUACUGUGUACUUCAGAUGGACCCAUGUUAUAAACCGGAUGAGGAUGAGAUUCGAACUCUUUUUGGAUUACAUCUAAGUCAGAAGAGGAAUAAUGGUGUUGUGGACAAGUCAUUGUUUAGCAAUGUUGUUACAAAGCAUAAAGAUUUGCCUGAGUUUGCUGUCAGGGACCUCAUCGUAGCUACGAUUGCUGUCAAGUAUACUCAGUCCAAUUCAGUGUGUUAUGCUAAGAAUGGUCAGGUAAUUGGUAUUGGAGCAGGUCAGCAAUCCAGAAUACACUGUACACGCCUUGCAGGAGAGAAGGCAAAUAAUUGGUGGCUUAGACAUCACCCCAGGGUGCUUUCAAUGAAAUUUAAAGCUGGAAUAAAGAGAGCAGAAAUCUCUAAUGCUAUUGAUCAAUAUGUGACUGGCACCAUUGGUGAGGAUGAUGAUUUGGCCAAAUGGGAAGCAAUGUUUGAGGAAGUUCCUAAACUUUUAACUGAGGUAGAAAAGAAGGAAUGGAUUGAUUCAUUCAAACAAGUAUCUCUCAGCUCCGAUGCCUUUUUCCCUUUUAGGGAUAAUAUAGACAGGGCUAAGAGGAGUGGUGUAGAGUUCAUCGUGGCCCCCUCAGGUUCAGCUGCUGACCAGAAUGUGAUUGAGGCCUGUGAUGAGCUUGGAAUAAUACUCGUUCAUACAAACCUUCGACUGUUUCAUCAUUGAUUCUGUUACGUACUUUAUGGAUUAUUUGCAAAAAUAUAUCAUGAAUAAUUGUGAACAAUGAUAAUGUGUGAAAUUUUAAUGGCUGUCUUUUGAAAAGACAUUUUAAUCCUAUAUCAUUUUUUGGUUUUUGAAACUGAAGAUUAUAUUAAGAAAAGUUUAUCAAAGAAAUUAAAUGAUGGGAGUGAGUCAUAUGAUUUCAUCUUUGAGGACUGAGCAGCUGCUCUAUAUGAUCUCUACUAUACAUCUUUAUGUAAGAAUACAGUACAUCCCAGCUAUUUGGAAAGCUAAGUAUACUUACCUGAACACGGCCAAGGACUGAGCAGCAAAAAGAUAGGUCAGAAAACUGUUUUUCCUUCAGGCACUUACUCAGAACUUAUUCUUUAUAUCCAAACAGAUUAUGUGCUUUCAUGUACAGAUACUAACAGUUCUAAAAUCUAACGGAUUUAGUCAUUUCCAUUUCAGGCUCCCAGGAAAUUUGAAAAAGCAAAUUACAAUCAACUAUAGAGAGGUAGGUCAGCUUCCCACUGAAAGAAAAAUUACCAUUUUGGCAGUCAGUUCCUGUUUAUUGGAAUACAAUUACUAUCUUUGUACCCUCUGACCCCCUUUUUUUAAGUCAGAAAAAUAUUGCCUAAGCUUACCAUUUGACGGAACAACCACCAGUAUGAAAUUGAAUUUUCCCUGGAGAGUGAUUGUAUAUUCGCUCCCAAAUAAAGUGGAAGCAGUAGUAGCUAAAGAGUGAUAUGAUAGUUGUGUGUUUAAAGGAAAAGUGGGUCUCAGUAGUCCCAGUGCUGUUUCAGGCUUGGGCUCAGGCUGGCCUUUCCUUGUAAUAGUUUUCUCUUCACCUGGAUCUCCCAGGUUAACCCUUUUGGGCCCUCUGCCUAGACUUUGUGCUGAGAUAUACCUAUAAAUCGGUGAUAACCGAUGUUUCUGGUUCUGUAUUUUUUCAGUGGCUUGUAUUUACACAAAUAUUUUGCUUAAAGUGAAUCUUAGGAGUACAGGCAAAAAGAUGACCACCUGAGAGUAAAGGAAUUAGCAAUAUUUUAGUUUUGUGCGUUUCUUUUUAAAUGUAGACCUUUGAUUUCAUUGGUGUAGAAAACUCGGGUUGAAGACUGGUGAGAACAUUCUGCCAAUGCAGAAUGGCAACUGUCCUGCAACUUGGUGUUAGAACAUUUCUGAAGUACUGAAAAGACAAGUGACUUUAUCAGGAUCAUGUACCCAGUGUGUUAGAAGUGGGACUUGAAUCACUAUCUGUAACUUGGAGGCCCUCUCACCACCUGCAGGGCUAGCAUGCAUUUAAUAAAUGCUGCCUCAUGGUUAUCUUUAAGAACUCUACUUACACCGAAGUGGGUAUCUUUUUCAAAUUGAUUCAGCCCAAAUGUACUUGAGGUUGAACUAUCUUAGUACCCUUUAAACAUACUCAACAGUUUAAGUAUAUAUAUCAUCCACCUUCACUUGGUCUAUUUGUAUUCCCAGUUUUCAAACAUUAACAUUGAGAUUUGUGAAUACUGUUCUUUGGACUGAACCUUGCAGCAAGAAUUUGGACUUAACCUAAUAGAGAUGAAAUUAGACUUUGGUGGUCUCUGAUCAGUUCUAUUUUUAUUUCUGUGAAGGGAAUGUGUGAAUUUUUAGCAUAUUUUUCACAUUUUAAAAUCUUGCUUCUUUUAAUUCCUUUAUCUCUGUGGUUCCUUUCAACAUUUUAUGUAUGAUUUGUGAAUUUUGAAUUAAAUGAAAUGCUCCUUGA
Molecule: messenger RNA, 3795 nt
Organism: Trichosurus vulpecula (common brushtail)
Lineage: Eukaryota; Metazoa; Chordata; Mammalia; Diprotodontia; Phalangeridae
Gene: ATIC
Product: 5-aminoimidazole-4-carboxamide ribonucleotide formyltransferase/IMP cyclohydrolase
Exons: 16
Coding region: 276-2054 (592 amino acids)
Biological process (GO): 'de novo' IMP biosynthetic process
Cellular component (GO): cytosol
Molecular function (GO): phosphoribosylaminoimidazolecarboxamide formyltransferase activity; IMP cyclohydrolase activity
Source: RefSeq, a predicted model, not a curated record